Camelina sativa (false flax) is the source of this 524-nucleotide messenger RNA. The record is from RefSeq and is a predicted model, not a curated record. Lineage: Eukaryota; Viridiplantae; Streptophyta; Magnoliopsida; Brassicales; Brassicaceae.
UCCAUUAUGGUGAAGGUCGUCUUUCUUCUGUUGAAAGGAUGAAAGAGUCCGAUGCUGUCACUGAAGUUGCUCAAGCGUCUUUUGAGUUUAUUGCGCGUAUUAACCGCAUGGCUACCCGCUACGAACGUCGUGUUCGAGACCUGGAACGUUCAGGGGCGUCGAAUGAGAGGAUUGAGCGCCUCGAGGCUCAAUUGGGGGAGGCAGUUCGGUCCAACCAGAGGCUUAGCGACCUUGUGGCCAAGCUCGAACAUCACCGGAGUGGGCUUAUCAAAGAACGGGAUUCUCUUUCGACGAAGCUUAAGGAGUCCGAAGCUUCCUGCAAUGGUCUGAAGCUAACCCUUAGCUCGGAGACGAGAAGGCUCAGGGAUCGGCGUGAUGAAUAUGGGCACCAUGAGCGAAUCAAUGCCUUUCACGAGGUGGCCGGUCGUGUGCAGAGGCUCCUAGCGAAGCAUAAAAGCCACGCCGAAGCGGUUGAAGCAUCGCGGGAGAAACUCCUCGAAUACAACCAAGCUUGCGACUCGUGA